AUGAGCACUCGUGAACCUCUUCGCGGCUCCUGCUUAUGCGGUCGCAAUCAGUAUUCGAUUGACAUCCCAGAUAAUGUAACAGAUCACGCUCAUAUAUACUUUGACAGCAGCCGGGAUCACCGAAAAUCAUAUGGAUCACCUCUUACCGCAUGGCUGCGAGUUCCCCUGAACUGGUAUCAAUCCCACACUGAGUCUUACUUUCCUGAUGAAACCCAUACCACCAUUCGUCGGGUCUUUACGCCUCACCAUGCCCCUCACACACAGCGCAUCUUCUGCGGAUACUGCGGCACUCCGCUCACAUACUGGAGUGAGAUACCUCGAGAGGAGGCGGACUAUAUGUCUGUGACGAUUGGUAGUCUGUACGGCGAGGCUCAACGCAUGCUAGAGGACCUCGACCUUCUUCCGGGAUCGUCGGAUGAAGGCGAAGAGGAGGAAGAGGCCGGAGAAGCAGGUGAGAAAGAGGAGAGGACAGGCGUGACCGUGAGUCCAGCUGAGCAUAGGCAAACAUCGUCCGCCGAUUCAACAGUUCUCGUGCCUUCGCGGGCUCGCGCGCCUGACCUGACUCGGAGCUACCGCCGGGGUACGACGCGGGGUAUGCCGUGGUUCGAGGAGAUGAUUGAGGGAAGUCGACUGGGUCGCAUAAUGAAGACAAGGCGUGGUGUAGGGGUCAGUGAUGACAGUUCGACGACAAUAGAAUGGGAGGUGACUGAGUGGAUGGAUGAGGAUCCCAGCGAAGAAACGCAGGCCGCGUCAGAAGACGCGCGAAGCGCCGUGAAACGAAAAAGAGGACAUUACGUCGACACUGAGGGGCCCGGGUCGGCCGCAAAACAAAUGUGA
This is a messenger RNA of Aspergillus lentulus, 837 nucleotides long. The record is from RefSeq and is a predicted model, not a curated record. NCBI's taxonomy places the organism in Eukaryota, Fungi, Ascomycota, Eurotiomycetes, Eurotiales, Aspergillaceae.